This is a messenger RNA of Cuscuta campestris, 1608 nucleotides long. NCBI's taxonomy places the organism in Eukaryota, Viridiplantae, Streptophyta, Magnoliopsida, Solanales, Convolvulaceae. The record is from the annotation of a GenBank genome assembly.
GGAGGCACCCAAGAAAAGGGUAAAGGCGUAAAGCAUCAUUGGGAGCUUAGGAUCCUCCUGAAAACAAUAACCCGAAGGGCCAAUACCUCCGCAGUGACAGGGAGGAAGAUGUGGGAAUCAAUCUGCCUAACCAUAGCGGCCACCGCUGGCAACAACAUCGGCAAAGUCCUCCAGAAGAAGGGCACCCUUAUUCUCCCCCCUCUCUCCUUCAAGCUCAAGGUGAUAAGAGCAUAUGCAUUUAACAAAGCUUGGGCAAUUGGUUUUCUAAUGGACUUGUUUGGAGCUAUCUUAAUGUUGCGAGCAUUGUCCCUUGCCCCUGUUUCUGUCAUUCAGCCUGUUUCGGGCUGUGGACUUGCGAUCCUCUCAGUCUUCUCCCAUUUUUAUCUAAUGGAGAUUAUGAAUGUUAUUGACUGGUUGGGAAUUGCCUUGGCUGGGAUCGGCACCAUAGGUGUUGGUGCUGGAGGGGAGGAUCAAAAGGCUUCAUCAAUUUCAGUUUUUCAUUUACCAUGGCUGGCAUUUUUUGUUGCAAUCUUGUUUGUGCUCCUUAAUGGCUGCCUUCGCAUAUAUAAGCGUCAGAGAAGAGAACAAGAGUUGAUGCAAUAUGAAGUAGUUGAAGAAAUAAUUUAUGGUUUGGGAUCUGGCAUACUGUUUGGGUAAUUUAUGUACAUUUUAGAUUUUUCUCUCGUUGUUUUGAGAACAGAUUCUGUUGUCAUAUUAUAACAACAAGCACCGCUUGUAAAAUUGACGAUUCCUCCUUUCUAAACCCCAAGGUUUAGGAUGAUAGGAACCAUCAAUUUUACAAACGAAGCACUGUAGGUGCCCCAAAUGUGUUGUCAUAAUAUGACAACACUUGCUGUCAAAAGAAGGGGCCGUUAAAUUUUUACCUUGGUUCUGGUACUCUUUAUUUCUUCUGUUAAUGUUCUCAUGUGAUGGAAUAAAAAAAUGGUUAAAUUCAAUAUUUAGACUAAAAUGUUCACCCCAAAGGAAUAAAGGUUUGCAGUUUAUUUUGAUAAUUUGAGACUGAGGAGUAGAUUAAGCUUUAAAGGGACGAAGGGGGUACUAUACUACUAUCCAUUGAAAUGUUGUGCUGCCUGUGUAAACUUAUUUUUGCCUAAAGAGUCCUACUUGAACAAAAAAAGUGAAUUUUCAUCAUAUUUUAUGUAUUUGUAUAAAAAAAAUGUCACAGAUAGGUUGAAUAUGUUAAAUUUAAUCAAACCACCAAAUAAAGUUGUAAAAAUCGCUAUAUUUAAUGACUUCCAAUAAUUUUACCUUACUAAAAUUUAAAAGUUGGAGCUUCACCUUGGCUUGAGCAGAGAACCGCUUCCAAGGAUUCUAGAUGGGAAGCUCACCCAGGUUCAAACCCCAUCCGGAGUGUUGAACUGUUGACUCUAUGCGCUUCAACGGGUUGGGGAAGUAUGUAUGAACAGAUUCUAAAAAAAUUAUAAAGUUGUACAUUUAUGAAACUUGCUAGUUGCUACUCUAUAGUGUUAUUUUAAGUACUUAUAGGCAUAGGAAAAGCUCGCAUUAUGCAUAUAGUCUAUGACCAUCAUGUAGUUUUUCUUGUCAUGAAUCCAUGUCAUGAAGAUCCAACAAAGUUUUACAUUGGUU